Molecule: messenger RNA, 7819 nt
Organism: Scatophagus argus
Lineage: Eukaryota; Metazoa; Chordata; Actinopteri; Scatophagidae
Gene: rad54l2
Product: RAD54 like 2
Exons: 22
Coding region: 532-5058 (1508 amino acids)
Cellular component (GO): nucleus
Molecular function (GO): ATP binding; ATP hydrolysis activity; ATP-dependent chromatin remodeler activity
Source: RefSeq, a predicted model, not a curated record
CGUCUUACCUAACCGAGUGUGUGGUUGGCGUUGUUGAAAUUGUUGCUAGCAUUAGCUACAUGAACGUUACACCUACACAAUAUAAGAUGGUUAUCUUGUAACGACAGACAACAAACCAGUUAGUUCGACAAUAGAAGUAGGUUUUCCUCCAACCCAAGGUGCUACCAGCCAGCACGUUUUCCUGUUACUAACGGAUAAUGAACAAUUCAACAGUUGCGUUAUUUUACCGUUUGAAUAUGCGUUUAUUGUUGGAUAAUUAGCUAGCAUAUUGAUCUGCUGACUCAGCCCGAGAAACGGUUGCAUUUAUGUACUAUCGGUUAGAUAGCCCAGUAAGCCAACUGACGACAGAUGCUUGGUGUCAUGUUUAGCAGACAACAACAACAACAACAACAACACCAUGGUAACAGAUAGGUUGGAGAAGUAGCUUCUUGCUACUUGCAUCCGUCCUCGACUCGAAACCCACCGGAUGAAAUUCCUCCCGGUUCCUGAUGAAGGUGUGUAGGUAAUACUUUAAGAGCCUUGUAAGACACCAUGUCUGAAGAGGCGCUUUCAGAAAGUGACCUGGAGCCCAGCCUUAACAGUGAAGAGGAGUAUUUUGAAAAUGAGGAAGAGGAGGACAUGGAGGACAUGGAGGAAGAUGAAGAUGAAAAUGAUGGAGAUGAUGAGGAUGAUAGUGUUGAACGACCUACGAGUGGCCAGAGCAGAGCAGAAACAACCCAGGAUGGCAGGGACUCCGCCUCAGCUACCUCCGGAGAGCCAUCCUCCGAGCCUCCAUCUCGGCCUGCGUCCCCCACAUCCUCCAGGUCUCCCUCGAGACCUGCGUCUCGCUCUCAGCCUCCAACCAGUCCAGAAAACUCAAACCAGAGAAAGCCACCCUCCAGUAAAACAAAGAAACAAAAAGCCUCUAAAUUAACCAAAUCCUCAAAGUCUUCAAAAGGCUCCAAAUCUUCUAAGCCAUCUAAGCCCGCACACAUGAGGAAGAAUAUCAGAAAGCUGCUGAAAGAGGAUCAACUUGAGGCUGGGACCAAGGCUGCUCAACAGGAGGAGAUGGAGAGGCGGAAACGUCUGGAGCAGCAGAGGAAGGACUUCCCUACACCAGCCCCAGCUGUCCCUGACUCUCAGCUAGUGGACAACGCUUCACUUUUGGGGGAAGUGUCUCAUUUGGUUCCUGCUCUCCUGAGCAAGCAGGACGUGAUCUGUCUGGACAGCAGUGGAGAUGAAGAUGAAAAAGUGGACCCCAACCUCCCUGCACUUGCCAUUAGAAAUGAUAUAAUUGAGUUGAGUUCUGGAGAUGAAGAUGCCCUGCAGAUAAGUAGCGAGUCGGCCGAUGAGGACGCUGACGGCACUAACGGCACAGAGGAGAGCAGCGGGGCGCACAUCAACGAUGCUCUGAAUCUGCCUGAUGCCCAGGGUCGAGUGCUGGUGAAUAUCAAUCACCCUGCAGAGGAGAAAGACCUUUACCUCGCUCCGCAGCUGGCCAGGGCCGUCAAACCUCACCAGAUCGGAGGAAUACGGUUUCUCUAUGAUAACCUCAUCGAGUCUCUGGAGCGGUAUAAGACCAGCAGUGGCUUUGGCUGCAUCCUCGCUCACAGCAUGGGGUUGGGAAAGACUCUGCAGGUCAUUUCCUUUAUUGACAUCCUGCUGAGGAACACUGAGGCUCACACUGUGCUGGCCAUUGUCCCUGUGAACACACUUCAGAACUGGCUGACAGAGUUUAACCUCUGGCUCCCGCCCCCGGAAGCCCUUUCCCCUGACACUGAUCCUGCAGUGAUCACAGGCCGCACAUUCAAAGUUCAUGUCCUCAAUGAUGAGCACAAAACGACGCUGGCCAGGGCCAAGGUGGUGGAAGACUGGUCCAGAGAUGGAGGAGUCUUGCUGAUGGGUUAUGAGAUGUACCGCCUGCUGUCCAUGAAGAAGAGCUUUGUAAUGGGCAAAAAGAGGAAAUCAAAGAAGCCUGCAGGGCCAGUCAUCAUCGACCUGGACGAAGAAGACAGACAGCAGGAGCUCAUGAAAGGUAUUGAAAGGGCCAUAGCGCGGCCUGGCCCAGAUGUGGUAAUAUGUGACGAGGGUCAUCGCAUUAAGAACUACCAUGCCAGCACAUCUCAGGCUCUGAAGAACAUCCGCUCCCGUCGCAGAGUGGUCCUGACAGGUUACCCUCUGCAGAACAACCUCACUGAAUACUGGUGCAUGGUGGACUUUGUCAGGCCCGACUUCUUAGGCACGCGUCAGGAGUUCAGCAACAUGUUUGAGCGGCCCAUUCUGAACGGGCAGUGCAUGGACAGCACACCUCAAGAUGUACGCUUGAUGCGCUAUCGCAGCCAUGUGCUGCACAGCCUGCUGGAGGGUUUUGUCCAGAGACGUGGUCAUGAUGUGCUACGAGACCAGCUUCCGUCCAAGGAGGAGCAUGUGAUCUUGGUGCGGCUUUCUCCCAUCCAGAGGGCGCUGUAUACUGAGUUCAUGAAACGCUUUCGAGAAGCAGGGAACAGUGGCUGGCUUGGUCUGAACCCACUCAAAGCCUUCUGCGUGUGCUGCAAAAUCUGGAAUCACCCAGAUGUCCUCUAUGAAGCCCUGCAGAAGGAGAAUCAGGCCAAUGAGCAGGACCUGGACCUCGAUGACAUCACUUCAGCUAGUAACCCCCGCUGCCCCGGCCCUGGCCUCAAACCCAAAGUAGCCGACUCUAGCAACAGCAAAGUCAACAACACCCUGCCGUCACUAAAUCCCUCCCAGGAUAGAGCCAAUCAAGUCAUCACAUAUGAAUGGGCAAAGGACAUAAUGUCAGACUACCAAACAGGAGUUCUGGAGAACUCAGCCAAGAUGCUUCUGCUCUUCCAUUUGAUUGAUGAGAGUGUGAGAAGACGAGAUAAGAUUUUGGUCUUUAGUCAAAGUUUGUCCACCCUGACUGUCAUUGAGGACUUCUUAUCAAAGAGACCUAUGCCAGCAGGGAUCGCCUCGUCUGACGCCAAGAGCCAAAACUGGGUUCGCAACCUCAAUUACUACAGACUGGAUGGGAGUACAUCUGCCUCAGAAAGAGAGCGACUUAUCAAUCAGUUUAAUGAUCCAGAGAACACUGCAACAUGGGUCUUCCUACUCUCUACAAGAGCGGGCUGCUUGGGGGUAAAUCUGAUCGGGGCGAACCGCGUCGUUGUGUUUGAUGCCUCCUGGAACCCGUGUCACGAUGCACAAGCAGUGUGUAGGGUGUACCGCUAUGGUCAGAGGAAGCCCUGCUACAUUUACCGCCUUGUCUGUGAUUUCACCUUGGAAAAGAAGAUCUAUGACAGACAAGUCUCCAAGCAGGGCAUGUCUGACCGUGUAGUUGAUGACCUCAACCCAGUGCUUAACUUCACACGGAAGGAAGUGGAGUCAUUGCUGCAUUUUGUGGAAGAGGAACCUGGCCAAAUCUCUUCGGUAUCUCAGGAGGGCGUGGAAGAAGUGAUGUACCAAGCUUGUCAGCUUUACCCACACCUCAUCACUAAGCAACCUUUCCAUCAUGAGUCUCUGUUGGUGGACCGUAAGGAGUCAAAACUGACCAAAGCAGAGAAGAGAGCUGCCAAGAAGAGCUACGAGGAUGAGAAACGAGCCUCUGUGCCCUACUCUCGGCCAUCGUAUGCCCCCUAUUACCCCACCAGUGAUCAGACGCUCACAAACAUACCAGCGUUUAAUCAACGUGGCUGGCGUCCCAUGGCACGGCCAGAUGACAAGCCUGUGGCAAGUGUCAGGCCCAUCCAGUCAACCCCAAUCCCCAUGAUGCCUCGUCCGGUUGGCAUGGGCAUGGCUGGUUCCAGCUCUGUUGGCAGUCUGCCUGUCAACUUCCUCCAGAAAGCUGGAGUUCAAGUGCAGAGGAUUGUUACUACAACUGAUAUUGUAAUCCCAGGAGCCAACAACACUACAGAUGUUCAAGCUCGAAUUAGCGCAGGAGAGAGCAUCCAUAUUAUCAGAGGAUCUAAAGGUACCUACAUUAGAACGAAUGAUGGAAGAAUUUUUGCAGUUCGAUCUGGAAAGAUCAGUAGACCAGCAGUCAUGGGUUCUGCUGCUUCAAGAGAUACCCAAGGUUCCCUGAUCCAUCCAGUCAGUAAUGGCUGUUCAUCCCCUGUGGAUCAACAGCAGCAGUCCACCAAUGGGGAGCAGCGGCCCUCCUCUCCCUUAAGCUCUGAGAUUCUCAGAGAAAUCAGCCGCUACACCUCAUCCGCAGGCGAUGCCACUACUGCCAUGGGGAAUGAAUUGCCAUCGCCGUCAGACGUGUCGGUGGUACCAGCUGGGGAUGAAGGCAGUUUGCAUAACAAAGAGACUGGUGAUCUCAGCAGGCAACUGAGUGACGACCUCCUGAGCUCGGCUUUGGAGAUGCGUGGCACCAAACGCAGGAGUACUGAAAGCCAGGGCCACACACAGGUAGGAGGCAAACGCACCUCCGCUGCAACACGUUUCCCUGGACUAUCCAUGGGCUCCGGUGGGCUCAGUUUUCCUCCCGUGGGUCUGAACUCAUCCUCUCUACUGGGAAACCUAGGUCACAUGAGUCAUCCACUUCUGAUGGGAGGUAGUGGUGGAUCAUCAUUCCUACAGACACCAGGACAAACACUAGCUGAACUGCAGACCAUGUUCCCCUCUGCAGGUUCAGACCUACUGAGACAGUCUGCCACAGGGAACGGACACCUUCCCACCCCCUCCUCAUCCUCUCUGCCCACGGUUUUCUCCUCUGCAGCGACCACCAUCCCUAUGUCAUCCUCAUCCUCUGUGGCACCUUCUUCCUCCCUGGCAUCAGGUUCUCUGCCUCCAUACUUGAUGAAUCCCAACAUGGCCGGCCUGCUCUCGUCAGGCUUCCCUCUCAACUACAGUCAGUCGCUGCUCUCUGAGCCGAGGAUGUUCCCCAGCCAUCUCCUCCCUGGUUCAGGGGGAUUCCCUGUACCUAACUCCAGCUCUACUACAUCCAGUUUCCUCUCCCAUUUCAACAAUCCAACUUCCAGCCUGCUGGGGGCAGCUCUGGCCCAGCCGGACAGACAUCAGGGCGCAGAGAAUGACGCCAGUAGUUCCGAUGACGAUGUCAUAGAGGUGACGGGACAGUAGAGGCUCAAAAGGUCUUGAGGAGGCAGUUUCACACACAGACAGUUUGAUCACUCAUGGUGAACAUAAAAUACAUUAGGGAUGGGAAUGAUUCUUAGUUAAAGUUAAAUGACUAAAUGCACUAAAUGGAUUCUGUUACAGUAUCUUCCUUAAUGGAUAGAUGCUUUGGAGUCUAAAUGUGAUAAAGAAAAGAAAAGUGAAAUUCUACAUUAAUGAAAUGAUUGGGCAUCUAAAAAAAAAAAAACAAAUACAUAAAACUUUUCAUUAACUAAAAAUUAAGUGUUAAAACACAUACGAUGAAGUUGUAAUAACUUAUACCAUGAGGUUCAGCCUUGUGUUAGAUGAGCCAUUCACCAAAUCAUUAGGGAGAUAAACCGCAUUCCCAUUCCUAAUGGCCUCAUUAAACGUCACACAAACUCUCAAAAACACAAGCACUGACUCUCGCCUGCAAAUGAGAGGAUCAACUUGUACCUUAAUGACUUUACAAAGUCUGAGUAACAAAUCCUUAUGCUGAAUAUCCCAGAGUUGUUCAGCUGAAGCGUCCAAGCAGUGGGAACAUACCUUUACAUACAGGGACCAGCUGAAUCCUUUCAGGGAGGCUUUCUAGUCCGAGCCUCACCUGCUACACUUUUGAGCAAGUUCUCCCUGCGCUCCAAAUUUAUUUUCCUCCGAUUUCAGGUGGAAUAAUGUGAUGAAAGCUUGUUGGAUUGUCUCAUGACACACUGCUGUGAAACAGUUGAGUGCAAACCAAAAUUUGACUUACUGUUACAUGUGUCAGUCGUACUCACCUGCUGAACACUUACUUACACGAUUUUCUUCAGCACAGCUUCCUUUUUCUAGUGAACAAACCUGGAAAGCCACACAUCACGAUAAAUAAUUAGGGUGGCUACAGGACGGAAAUCCUCUUGACAGUAUAUUCAGAGAAAAUCCUUCAAGGCUUACCUUUAACAACAGAAAUUUUAGGCUUUCAGAGCAUAUUUUAGUCUUUAGCAAUUUGAUAGAUAUUGUAGCAUCCCAUGUUGAAAGGAUAUUAUGUGUGAUACUAUAACUGAACAUGUUCAUACUGUAUAUAGUCAUCAUCAUUGUUUAUAUUGCAAGUCAAUACUGUGCAGUGUGUAGAUUUUCUGUAGGGAGAUGAUUCAUUAUUACAGCAACUAUCAUGACGAUAACCAGUCCCUCGCAUUCAUGCUGGGGAAAACAAAUUUAUGGUCAACUUUAUGAUUUCCUGUCUUUUAUUUUGUUCCUUAAAAAUAAAAUGAAUGUACUUUCAUGUUAGCCUUUGAUAACACGGGGACUGGGACAAGGAUUCAAACUGUGCUGUUUCAUUUUUAGCCUUAAAUAACACAAAGGGGUCUUGAGUCUUAACAUUUAUCGAAGUACAUCCUUUUUACCAGUCGGUUGGAAGAACUACUGAGCAUUUAGACAGUCGGUGUCAAAACACAAAUGUAGGGCGGGUUCAGCAUUGUGACUAAAAGCGGCAAGUGUGAAAGCCAAAAGGAAUGCAAACCAAGGCUUAAUGUUGCUGGCUCAAUUGCAGCAGCCUGUUAUUUGUUGCAAUAUUUACUUUAGUGUCCCCAUCAUCUGCUGAUAAAUCAUCACUCAGUCAACCUGCACCCUACAUGUAGUUUCUUUGGAUUGUUUUCACAACCUUGCUGAGAACAAAUAUUACCUAAACUGUAGAGAACAUUGCAUUCAUGCAGCGUAGUGUAGAAAGAAAAAAAAAACAAAAACAAAAAACAAAUCAAUGUAGCCACCAACCAUCAAACAAGACAACGUUUCAUUACGUCCACCUGCGACCGGUAGAACCAGGUCAGGUGAUGUGGUGGCCUUACCAAACUGACAGUGCCGUUAUACGGUAGCUGUUCACAGAGGUCUUUACAAACAGUGCUGUGUAAGUAGCUUCUGUCAGUCUUGUGAAUAUCUGCACUGCUUUAGGGAGUUUGGGUCUUUGCUGUUCUCUGUAGCCUUGUGUUUCUGUGCUGUGAUGACACCUCAAGGUAUGUAGACUUAGGAAAAGUCCCUUUAGUCUGUUGGUUAAGUAGGCUAGACAGCGUUGUUAUUAGCCUUUAGAAAACACUGGAUAACCUGAGACAGCAGGUCAUUCCCUAUGGUGUUAAAUCUUCUCUACAGGCGUUUUCUGGCUCCCACAGUCCCGAGUACUGUUUUUUUCAUAUUUUUUGUUUUGUUCUAUUUGCUGACUCUCUCCGUUUUUAUGUUCUGGAUGCUUUAGUUCUAUCAUCAAGAACGGCUCCAGUUUUUCAGCACGUUUUGGGAACUUGUAAUGGUUUGUUUCAAAUUUGAAGGUGAAGCUAGCACUUUGAAAAAGGAUCGGAUCAUCUGCUUGUGAACUCUACAUCAUACUGACAUACUGACAUCAUGUCUUUAAUCUUAGUCCGUUGGAAACAUUUUGCAUUUGAAACUUGGUAAUCAUUUUAUAAAACAAAACCUGUCUGCCAUUUCUCGACAAGUAUGUGCAUUUUUAUGUUUCAUGAGAAUUUUAGAUUUUUUAAAAAACAUUUUUUUUAUAACUUGGUGUUCACUCUCCUGGCAGUUGUACCCCUUAUUUCAGUGUAAGUGUCUGAAAUUUAUUUAUUUAUGAUGGAAAUAUAUUGUUUUUUUGUAAUUACAUUUUUUUAACCUUUUGUUCACUUUGACCCAUUGAUGGCUUAUCCAGUAAGAAUUUCGUACAUGCAGAUCGAAGCAGGAUAUGACUGUGUUAUCAAUGUUAUUUUAACAAUAAAACACUCUUCUAUUGCAGUGUGAA